Molecule: messenger RNA, 3797 nt
Organism: Syzygium oleosum
Lineage: Eukaryota; Viridiplantae; Streptophyta; Magnoliopsida; Myrtales; Myrtaceae
Exons: 12
Coding region: 197-3604 (1135 amino acids)
Biological process (GO): DNA repair
Cellular component (GO): nucleus
Molecular function (GO): phosphoric diester hydrolase activity; zinc ion binding; nucleic acid binding
Source: RefSeq, a predicted model, not a curated record
CGGGCCAACCGCCAACUUCGCUCGUCAUUCUUUGCAACACGCCCCAAUCGCCUUCUCCAUCUUCGUUCUCUCUUCAGAUUCCUUCAUCCUCUUGUCCUUAUCAUUCUUGCCCAUUUGAUCCAUUUGCCAGUUUUUCUCUUCCCACCGAAAUGCUUUUGGAGAGGUGUCGGCAUUAGCCUGUGAUUCGAUUGAUGCCAUGCCAUGCACUUCGCUUCGUUCCAGCGAUGGCAACCGUUGCCGCGACAGUACCCGCAAACGAAAACCCACCCACCAUCCUGUCGUGCGCGAUCCCCAAGGCCAAGACAAGAAGAAGAGGAAGCAGAAGAAGUGCGUUGCAAAGGCGGCUGCACUGGAGGUGCAGCAUGUGGGAAUCCCCUUGAUUUCCAAGGCCACCGGGUGCCCUUGCGAGUCCAUUCGGUUGGAGCCCGACCGCCUUUACGCGAUCGGCCGCGGCGCCAGCCGGUGCGACUUUCUUCUGCACGACCCACGGGUCAGCAACCCUCAUUGCCACAUCCUUUUUGAUGGUAACCAACGCAAGGUCUUCAUUUUCCAUGCCGGGUUUCAUCCGAACGGCUCCUUUAUUCUCCGGGAUAAAGUUGGGGCGGAGCACGAGGCUCCUCGUGCUCCUUCGAGUCGGGUUUUCGUCAAUGGAGUCGAGUGUCGUCAGGGUAGUGUCGUCGCGUUGUUUGCGGGGGAUGAAGUUCUGCUCGUGUGCGGCACUGAUAAAUGUAGCUCUGGCAUUCGAAUUGGUUUUGCUAUUAGUAGAAUUGUUAUCCUGGACGAGGAGAGAGUGGUUUCUGCCGGUUCAGAUGAUCCUUCUGCAGUCAAGGGGAGGUUUUCUUUGCCUUGGAAAACCACUACGACCACCACGACGUCGAGCAGCAGCAAAAGGGUAUCGGCUUCCUGGUCUACUGCCUCGUCUCCAGGUCCAUCCUCUUCCUCCAUUGUUUAUUGCCGAGCAAAAUCACUCUUGGCUCAGUGCAGGCACAUUUUGCACUCGGCUGACCCCAUUUCUUGCAUCCGGAGAUGCCCUUUUUUUCUGGCAACAGCCAUGCCCGCUUCAUUUAAUUGUAAGAAUUCAUCUGGCUCCAGACUUGAUCUUUUUUCCAAGAAGUCCACCGAUUCUUGUGGUGAACCAGAGUUGGCAAAUGUUUUGCCCAUCAACAAAUCUGACAUCAUCUGUAAUAUGCCAAGCAUGAGGUGCAGACUUCCUCACCCACUCACUCAUACGCAUCAAACUGAAAAGGUUGUGAGCUUAGAGACUGAUGAGAAAGUAGCAUGUGUUUCUUCGCAUGCUGGAAAUUUAUCUCAAAGAGGCAACAAAUAUCUUGACAAUGCCGAUCCAAUCACCUCUCAUUUAAACCAAGUGCCUGCAGAAACUGGCCCUUGUUUCAAUACCACCGCAAAUGAUGAAAAUAGGCGCAGCUCCUGUCUACCUCCAGGGAUGAAUUUCUGCCUCAAUCGUCUUGAAUCUGUUGGACAAGGUUCUUUUGGUUGUAGUUCUGAAGUUUCCUUGGCAGAACUUAUCAAUCCUGUUGAAAGCAUAGUGCAGAUAUUCAUUGCGACAUUCACGUGUGACAUUGCAUGGUUUCUGUCCUACUGUCAAAUUCCUGACCAUUUGCCGGUGACCAUUGCUUGUCACAACACUGAUAGAUGUUGGAGCUCAAGCCCUGAGCAAAGAACCCUUGUGCCUUAUCCAGAAUUCCCAAAGCUUCUUGUGGUAUAUCCCCCUUUUCCCGAGAUCAUCGCUUUUGGUGGAGAUCGAAGGAAGCAGGGAAUUGCAUGUCAUCAUCCAAAACUUCUUGUUUUCCAAAGAGAGGAUCGGAUUCGUAUCAUCAUUACUUCUGCCAAUUUGGUUGCCAAACAGUGGACUGGCAUUACCAAUACUGUGUGGUGGCAAGAUUUUCCUCGUAGAAGUGUUUCUGAUUUCUCAUCUUUGUUCACUCAAAUUUCUGAUGUUGAAGUAACACAAGGUGUACAAUCUGAUUUUGCUGCUCAACUAGCAGGGUUUAUGGCAUCUCUUGUGAUUGAUGCACCUUCUCAGGCUCAUUGGAUUGUUGAGUUGACAAAAUACGACUUUAACAAGGCUAUGGGAUAUUUAAUUGCAUCAGUGCCUGGAAUCCAUUCUUAUAUGCCACAGGAAACUUUGGAUCUGACUGAUCUUUUGUCUGACAACCAGAGUGCAUCGUGUUUAGUGUUUCCGAAGCACAUUGCCAUGGUUAAGGCAUCCAUUACUGGCGUAAGUCACCUUUUGCAUGCGGCAGCGGACUCAGAUGGUGCAACUCUAAGGAAAUUAGCUAUUUUCCUCUCAGAUUCUCGUAUUAAUGCAUCUGGGAUGCUCGAAACAACUCUAAGAAGAGAAACAAAUAUACCCGCCGAUUACAAUGCUGUCAGCAUUCUUGUUCGAAAUCCCAAUAACUCCUUUAAGGGAGAUUGCAUCCGAGUAGGAUUUCUACCUAGAAAUUUUGCAAAGUGGGUAUCCCCCUUGUGGGACGAAGGUUUUUUCAGUUUUUCUGGCUAUGUUUGUCCAAAAGAGGUGCUUGCUGCUGCUCUUGGAGGAAAUAACAAGAAAGUAUCAUUGAUACUACAUGUAUUUCAGGGGCCUUCUUUUUCUGACAUGCCAAAGUUGAUGCAGCAUCAUCAUGUGAAUGCCUUGUGCUAUUUCAUUGCUUCUAUUGAAAGGUGUAGAGGACUUUAUAGACUACGUGAGGUGUUAGAUCAAUACAGGUGGCCUGAAUCACUAGAAAGUGACUUUGUUUACGGUUCAUCCUCCAUCGGUUCAUCAAUCAAUGCACAAUUCUUGGCCGCUUUUUCAGCUGCUGCUGGAAAGAGAUCUUUGCGAUCGUCUGAUUCUGAGGAGUCAGAUCCAGAGCAGUGGGGAUUUUGGACUGCUAGUCAAGAAUUGAAGAAUCCAUCAAUUAGAAUUAUUUUUCCCACUAUUGAGAGGGCGAAGAUGGCUAUUAACGGAAUUUCGGCUUCAAAGCAGAUUCUUUGCUUCUCAGAGAAAACAUGGCAAAGGUUGAAGACUGCAGACAUACUCGAUGAUGCAAUUCCUUAUCCUUCCUAUAGGAUUGGCCACCCAAUUCAUGCAAAGGUGGCAAUGAGGCGCUUUAAGUCCAGGGCAAGUGCAUGUUCUUUUGGUUGGGUUUAUUGUGGGUCACAUAAUUUCAGUGCAGCUGCUUGGGGGAGGUUGAUUUCCAAUCAGUCUGGUGGAAACGUUAACACACCUGGUCGAAGCAACUUCAAUUUGAAGAAGCUUCACAUUUGCAACUAUGAACUUGGGAUACUGUUUGUUGUUCCCCCGACAGAGACACUAGCGAAGGGCAGCCACAUAGACUUGGACAAUAUUGUUUUGCCAUUUGUCAUGCCUGCUCCUAAAUAUAGGUCUUGUGACAGGCCGGCAACAGCAAAGGCUAUGAGGGAGGCGGGGGUUGAAGUCAGUGGAUUGGGGACGGAACUUUCAGAAGUACCAUCUGUUGACGAAAUGAUGGAAGAGAACCUUGAUGGAGAGGAUUUAAUUGAGGUUAAUGACCAAAUCGCUACAGAAAAGGAGAAUGCAUUCGCUAAUCAGCUCUGGAGCCAGGUUGAUGCAUCCCAGAGCUGAUAAUUCUUUCCAUCUUUCAGCAGAAGACGCAAGUUUCAUUUUGUGAACUUUUCUGCAAAAGAUGCAAUUUUCCAAUGAGUUAAAAUCUAUUCGGAUGUCACAUUUAUCCACAAAUAAUUUGGCUUCAUCUGUACACAGUUCAUUGUAGAAAUGAUUGACUUAAUAAAAUGAAGGUCCUGUACAAUUUCUGAAA